UAUUUUCCAGCGGAUGCUGCGGGGCAGGCAGGCAAUCUGUAGCGGCUGCUGCCCCGGAGAGAAAAUGUAAACAAGACCCGCACGGGAGGCGAGGCACGGGAGGAAGGAGGGAGAAAAGGGAGAGAUAAGAGGAAGUACAGAGAGGAGAGGCGAGAGGAGGGGAGAGAGACACCGCAGGACGCACACACAGCCUGCCGAGGGCGGCGGGGAAGGCUGUGAGGCUGGGGAAGGGGCGCCGUACGAGGGACAGACCAACCUAGCUUUUUUUCACCUGUCUGCUCCGCCUCACCUGAGCAUCACCGGGGAGCCCCAGGGUAAGAUUGGUGCUUGAUAGCUGAAGAGAUAAACUGAAAACACAUUUACACACACACACACGCACACACACACAAAAUCUUUCACCACUAAAGUUACUCGGUGAAAAAAUGUUUCUAAAACGAAUAUGAAUUAAGUUAAAAAUUUAGGAAGAUGUUGCUAGUAAAAUAGUCAGAGAAACAGAGAGAGAGAGAGUGAGCGAGUAUAUAAUAAAUUUCUUAAAAAAAUUAAUCAGUAAUUUCUGCAUGAAAAUGUGGAAGGAAAUAUAUUUUGCUGAUGAUGAUGAUUUUACUUUGAACUGUGAGUCUAGUCGAGAAUUUGAUGGCUACGAGAACAGUAAAUUGUAAAUAAAAAGAACACACACACACACACACACACACACACACACACACACACACACACACACACGAGGGCAGCUUCAAGUCACCACCAUCACUACUACUGGUGCUGCUACUACUAUUACUACUACUAUUACUGGUGCUGCUACUACUUGAAGGGAUAGAGUUGGUCCUCCUCCCUUCCUUCCUUCCAUACUUUUUUGCAGAGCCGCUACACUCCCUUCCAGAGUGCCAACAGAAGCCAUGAGUGCCACACGGUGCUUUGGGUGCCUGGCCCUGCGGCGCCUCCCUGCCUGUGGCACCCCCAGACAGCAGCGAGGGGUGCCGGUGCCUGUACGGUUGCCCUUGAGGUUAGGGAUGGGCAGAAGAUGGAGCAGUUCGUCCGUCACUUGGGAGCCUCCGGAGGGCCACGAAACAGGCAUCAACAUAUACAACAGUGUCACCAAGACCAAGGUACCACUAAGGACAAACCACCCCGGCCUGCUCACCUGGUACAACUGCGGCCCCACAGUGUAUGACUCGGCACACAUAGGCCACGCUCUGUGCUACGUUAAGAUCGACAUUAUCCGGCGAAUCCUGACGCGGGUGUUUGACAUGAACGUCAUCUCAGUCAUGGGCAUCACCGACAUCGACGACAAGAUCAUCAGGCGUUCCCAGGAGCUCAAGGUCAACUUCCGGGAGAUCACAGAGAAGUACGAGCAGGAGUUCUUCAGCGACAUGGACCGUCUGCGAGUGUGGCGGCCGUCUCUGGCGCCGCGGGUGACCGAGCAUGUCCCCCAUAUCAUCGCCUUCACCCAGGGCAUUAUGGACCGUGGCCUGGCCUAUGUGGCGGAUGAUGGUUCCGUCUACUUCAACACCGGUGCAUACGGGCGCUACGGCAAGCUGUUCCCAGUGGAGACGAUGGCAGCGGCGGCGGUGGGCCCAGCGGUGGUGCGGGCCAGCGUCAAGAGGUCGAUCAGGGACUUUGUGCUGUGGAAGUCCGCCAAGAAGGGAGAGCCAUCGUGGCCGUCUCCCUGGGGUCAAGGUCGGCCUGGCUGGCAUAUCGAGUGUUCGGCGAUGGCCAGCCACAUCCUGGGUGUGCCGCUGGACCUCCACGCGGGCGGCAAGGACCUCAUCUUCCCCCACCAUGAGAACGAGGAAGCCCAGUGCUGCGCCUAUCACGACACCCGUCAGUGGUGUAACUACUGGCUACAUACUGGCCACCUCCACACUCGGGGGACGGAGAAGAUGUCCAAGUCCCUCUAUAACACAAUCAGCGUCGACGCCCUCCUCGAGCAAAACUCCGUCAAUGCCUUCCGCCUCUACUGCCUCCUCUCGCACUACAGGAACAAUGUCGAGUUCAGCCCCACCUCCAUGGACAUUGCCAAGGCGCACAUGAGGAGAAUACGCUCAUUCCUCCACGAUGCCUACGCGUACAUCAACGGCCAGCUCAAGUGUGCGCCCCUGGACGAGCCGGCCCUCAAGAUGAAACUUGUGGAAACCAGCGCGAAAGUCAAGCGUCUCCUGGCCGACGACUUCGACACGGCGCGGGCGGUGGACGCUGUAAUGGAGCUGAUCACCUUUGGCAACAAGGAGCUCAAGAAACAGCCACAGGGCACCAGUCUGUCGAGGAGUGCGGGCAGCAUGGCGGCAAUCUGCAGCUAUAUUCACUACCUGAUGGAGGAUGUCUUUGGGAUACACCUGCCCAGCGUGACCGAUGCCUCAAACUUGUCCCUGGAGUCUGGGGGUCGUCUCUUCCACGUCAUGAACUCUGUGGUGGAGUUACGGGACAAGGUUCGACGUUACGCCCUUCUGCAAGACACACCUCCGCAGGGACAGCCUGCCCUGAGUGCGGAGGAGGUGAAGGCGAAGAAGAGAGAGAGAACACCCCUCCUGCAAGCCUGUGAUGACCUGCGCAAUGACCUGCUCAAAAGUGGCCUGCAGAUCAAGGACCACCAAGGGAACAGCUCCUGGUCGUUAGCUGAUGACCCGACAGAGAAGAAAUGAAGAUGAAAAAGAAGAAAAGGAGAAAGACAAGGAAGAGGAAAGAAAGGGAACAAGAAGAAGAAAAUGAAGACAACAACAACCACCAUCACCAAAUACAUACAUACAUACAUACAUACUUAAAGAUAGCCAUAUGAGUGAAGGUUUUUAUACACAUAGAUAGAUAACAACUAUUGCGUGUAUAUAUGUAACCAGUCAGUCAGUCAGUCAGUCAGUCAGCCAGUCAGUCAGUCUUACCAUGUACAGUCUAGGUCAUAAGUAGUGUCUCGUUUUGACUGUUAUUUUGUUAGUAAGGAAGUGAUUUAUAAUGACCCCAAUAAGGAAAGGUCUGUGUGUGUGUGUGUGUGUGUGUGUGUGUGUGUGUGGACUGAUCAGGGAGUUAAUAAAGAAUGAAAAAAUGA
Eriocheir sinensis (Chinese mitten crab) is the source of this 3034-nucleotide messenger RNA. It is a transcript of the gene CysRS-m, whose product is annotated as probable cysteine--tRNA ligase, mitochondrial. The transcript has 17 exons. Lineage: Eukaryota; Metazoa; Arthropoda; Malacostraca; Decapoda; Varunidae. Gene Ontology annotation, biological process: cysteinyl-tRNA aminoacylation. Bases 894 to 2636 code for a protein of 580 amino acids. The record is from RefSeq and is a predicted model, not a curated record. Gene Ontology annotation, molecular function: ATP binding; cysteine-tRNA ligase activity. Gene Ontology annotation, cellular component: cytoplasm.